Closterium sp. Naga37s-1 is the source of this 3405-nucleotide messenger RNA. Lineage: Eukaryota; Viridiplantae; Streptophyta; Zygnematophyceae; Desmidiales; Closteriaceae. The record is from the annotation of a GenBank genome assembly.
AUGCACUCCCGGUACCUUGUCUCUGGUCUUCCCAGGGUUCUCCCUCCUCUCCCACCCUCGCCUGCUCCUCCCUGUCUUCCCUGUGUCGAGGGGCGGCAGCGCGCCACUCCUCACUCCUCCUCGUUCCCUCCCACAGAGGCUCCUCUGCAGACUCUCCACCUGGACGUGUGGGGCCCAGCCCGCGUCCGUGGACAGGGCCACGAGCGGUACUUCCUGCUAGUCGUCGACGACUACACGCGCUACACCACGGUCUUCCCCUUGCGCACCAAGGGUGAGGUCCCUGAUGUUUUGAUCCCUUGGAUCCGCGCUGCUCGUCUCCAGCUCCGCGACCGGUUCCAGUCGGACUUUCCAGUCCUGCGUCUGCACUCUGACAGGGGUGGUGAGUUUUCUUCUGACCUCUUGGCAGCCUACUGUGCAGAGCACGGCAUCCGCCAGGCGUUCACACUGCCGGCCUCUCCACAGCAGAAUGGGAUUGCUGAGCGCCGCAUUGGCUUAGUCAUGGAGGUCGCUCAUACCUCUAUGAUCCAUGCGGCUGCCCCCCAUUUCCUGUGGCCGUUUGCAGUGCAGUACGCUGCGCAUCAGCUCAACCUCUGGCCCCGGGUCUCUGCUCCGGAGACCUCGCCCACACUGCGUUGGACGGGGAAGGUUGGCGAUGCGUCGGUGUUCCGAGUCUGGGGAUGUCGAGCCUUUGUCCGCGAUACGUCAGCGGACAAGCUCUCCUCCCGUGCCGUUCCCUGCGUCUUUCAAGGCUUUGUCCCUUACGCGCCUGGCUGGCAGUUUUACCACCCCACCUCGCGCCGUGUCUUCCCCUCUCAGGACGUCACUUUUGACGAGUCGGUACCCUUUUACCGUCUCUUCUCCUACCGCACUGCGCCGCUCCCCCCCCCCCGCCGCUCUUCCUCACGCCAGGUAGACCCGGUCGAGCCUGUCGAGGUAGCUGUCGACUCUGGUCCUGCGAGGGGUACUGAGACUGGGGGUGCUGAGCCUGGGGGUACUGAGACUGAGGGUGCUGAGCCUAGGGGUGCUGAGCCUGGGGGUGCUGAGCCUGGGGGUGAUGAGACUGGGGGUGCUGAGACUGGGGGUGCUGAGCCCGGGGGUGCUGAGCCUGGGGUGCUGGGCCUGGGGGAGCUGAGAUUGACCGUCCUGCACCUGGUGACGCUCCCUCUUCACAGCAGCUGCGUGAGUGGUACUCUCAGCGUUACAGCCUCCAGCGUGGGGCUGCUGGAGCUGGGGGUUCUGCCGGAGUUUGAGCUGGUGGUGCUGCGGGUGCUGGGUCGCAGCCGUUGCCUCCCUCCCCACAGCGACUACGUGAGUGCCUCUGGUCCUGGAGGUGCUCGUACAGGCGGUACUGGAGCUGCUGGGACUGGGGGUUCUGCUAGAGCUGGUGCUACUGGAGGUGCUGCUGGUGCUGGAGUUGGAGCUGCAGGUGCUGGAGCUGCUGGAGCUGCGGGUGGAGCUGAGGACGCCGGGCCUACUGGAGUUGGUGUCGCUGACGACCCUGGGGUUGGUCCUCCAGGUGCUGGAGCCAACGGUGCGGCUGGAGCUGGCGCUACUUGGGGUACUGGAGUUGGCACUACUAGAGCUGCUGGUAGUACUGCUGGAGUUGGAGCUGCUGCUGGGGGUUCUGGUGCGGUCUCUACUGGUUCUGAGGGCGCUUCACGACCGCGGCCAUACUUCGUUCCGCUCCUUCAGCAGGUUCUUGGUCAGCCUCCUCCUCCUUGUCCUGCUCCCUCCUUAGAGUGUCAUCCGCCUAUCCAGUCGCAGGCACAGUUACAGCCCGCCUCGUCACUUCCUAGUCCUUCUCCCUACACUGGUCCGACAAGAGGUCUUACGGAGCGUCGUGAGCCGGAGUCUCGUCCUGUGUCGCCUGAGUCUCGUUCUACGUCACUUGUUCGUGCUGCUCGCACUGGUCGUAGUGUCCCGCGUCAGCGUCCUCCUGCUGUCCCAGGCACUCACCAGAUGACGCUUCGUCUUUCCACUGCUCCACAGCGAGUCCCUCUGCCUUCUCCUCCUGCGUCCUCUCUUCCUGCCCUUGCUGACCCGGAGUCUGACUCUCUUCGUGCUGCUAGUCCUACUAUCACGCGUCUCCUGGCCACGGCUGUCACUGACCCUUCCUUUGAGUCUGCUGCUGCGUCUGCCCUAGUUGCUGAGCUUGUCGACUUUGCUGCUCGCUGUCGUCUAGACUACGCUGCGAGUCUUGUUGCUGAGUCUGAGUCUGUCUGUCCUCCGUCCGUCGGGGGUGAGUGUGCUCUAGGCACGGACGUCCUUGAGGACAGGCAGGAGGACUUUGAGUGCUUUGCCGCUGCUGUACCUCAUCUCGUGUCCAUGCUGAUUGCACCUGAGGGAGACCCGGAUGCACUAGACAUCCCGACCCCGCGCUCUUACGCUGAGGCGAUCGCGGGUGAGUACUCCUCUCAGUGGCAGUCAGCCAUGGACGCAGAGAUGGCAUCCUGGAAGUCCACUGGCACUUACGUCGUCGAGGUUCCCCCUCCUGGGGCGAACAUCGUCAGUGGCAUGUGGAUUUUCAGGGGGAAGCGGCCGCCAGGUUCUCCGCCUGUCUUCAAGGCUCGUUACGUUGCUCGAGGCUUCAGUCAGCGAGAGGGAGUAGACUUCUUCCAGACCUUCUCCCCCACCCCGAAGAUGACCACUCUUCGGGUGCUACUGCACGUUGCCGCUCAGCGUGACUACGAGCUUCACUCUCUUGACUUCAGCACAGCUUUCUUGCAGGGCAGCCUGCACGAGGAGAUCUGGCUGCGCCGCCCUCCUGGCUUCACUGGGUCGUUUCCUCCUGGUACCCAGUGGAGCCUCCGGCGGCCGGUCUACGGUCUCCGCCACGCGCCACGUGAGUGGCACGACACACUGAGGACUACUCUUGCGGCUCUUGGGUUCGCGCCUUCUACUGCUGACCCGUCGCUGUUUCUGCGCACCGACACUUCGCUGCCGCCAUUCUACAUCCUCGUGUACGUCGACGACUUGGUCUUUGCCAUUGCUGACACUAAGGCUCUCGCCCACGUGAAGUCGGAGCUGCAGAAGAGACACACGUGCACAGACCUGGGUGAACUACGCAGCUACCUUGGCUUGCAGAUCACCCGGGACAGAGCACGCCGCACCAUCAUACUGACUCAGUCACAGAUGGUGCAGCAGGUCCUUCAGCGCUUCAGCUUCACCUGGUCCUCGGCACAGGCGACUCCUCUGGCUACAGGUCACUCGCUCUCAGCUCUGCCUUUGGAUGAGUCCGUAGAGCCGAGUGGUCCUUACCCAGAGCUAGUUGGCUGCCUCAUGUACCUGAUGACUUGGACUCGUCCUGACCUAGCGUACCCUCUUGGCCUUCUGGCCCGCUACGUGGCUCCUGCUUGCUUUGUCUUUCUUGACUGGUCUUGUGACCCCUUGUUCUCCCCCACUUAG